CCGGGAGCCCUGCUUUUCCAACAGAAACAGACACACACACACACACGGAUCAGCAGCGGAGAAGACCUGCGUUCUCCGUGAGGUGAAGAACACUAGAGCAGACUGAGCUGAGAGAGCAGGGAAACAAAGGAAGAAGGGGAAAAGAUAGUGCAGCAGUAGCUUAAUUAGCAGAGCAGGGCGGCCAUGGGAUUCUGCUGUGGGCCUUCGGAUGUCAAGGUGCUCCCAAGUAGCACCUCCUCCUUGUCCUCGUCCUCCUCCUCUUCCUCAUCGGCUUCUGCUAAAGAUUCUGGCGAUGGUGGCAAGAAGAAACAGCAGCAAGGUGUGAAGAAGGAGCAGUGCAAGGAGAAGAAGAGCAGCAAGCUUGACCGGGCUGCCAUGGCGACGCCCCGCUUCCCGUUUCAUUCUCGGCCCGGUCUCAUGUAAUGUUAACUGGGAACAGUAAAAUAUGCUCCCGUACGUUCUUAUAUUAGCUUAUGGUCAGGUCAAGGUUGGAGCUUACUUCGAUUACGUGGUUAAAGUUUUGAGAUUUCAACGGUGAUCACAUGUUCUAUUCA
This is a messenger RNA of Hordeum vulgare subsp. vulgare (domesticated barley), 554 nucleotides long. RefSeq names its product ADP-ribosylation factor-like protein 6-interacting protein 4. The transcript has a single exon. The coding region runs from base 184 to 423 and encodes 79 amino acids. NCBI's taxonomy places the organism in Eukaryota, Viridiplantae, Streptophyta, Magnoliopsida, Poales, Poaceae. The record is from RefSeq and is a predicted model, not a curated record.